ACUGCCCGCCGCCGACCUCCUAUUCCAGGCCCUUCCGGGAGUCGCCGCCCUUUGCCCCCGGAAGUGGGCGGGGGAGGAAGCGGCUGGUGAUGCUGGAACAACAUGGCCGUCCCGGAGCCAGUCGGCCCCUCGGGCUCCCGCUGUCCUCCGCUGGUCGCCGGCGUCCGGCUGCUCCCACUGCUAGGGCUGCUGCAGCUGCUGGCUCAGCCCGGCCUGGGCCGCGUCCACCACCUGGCGCUCAAGGAUGAUGUGAGGCAUAAGGUUCACCUGAACACCUUUGGAUUCUUCAAGGACGGGUACAUGGUGGUUAAUGUCAGCAGCCUUUCCGUAAAUGACCCUGCGGGAGCCACAGACAAGGACACAACUAUUGGAUUCAGCCUGGACCGCACAAAGAAUGACGGAUUUUCUUCUUAUCUGGAUGAAGAUGUGAAUUACUGUAUUUUAAAAAAGCAGUCUGUCUCUGUCACCCUUCUAAUCCUAGACAUCUCCAGAAGUGAGGUGAGAGUAAAAGCCCCACCAGAAGCUGGUACGCAGUUACCAAAGAUCGUCUUCAGCAGGGAUGAGAAGGUCCUCGGCCAGAGCCAGGAGCCCGGGGCUCACGCUGUUUCAGCGGGCAACCAGACUCAGCCAAAACAAGACAGUGGAAAAUCUAAAAGAAGCACAGUAGAUUCAAAGGCAACGGGAGAAAAAUCCUUUUCUGUUCACAAUAGUGAUGGGGCAGUUUCUUUUCAGUUUUUCUUUAACAUCAGCACCAAUGACCAAGAAGGCCUCUACAGUCUUUAUUUCCAUAAAUGCUCUGGGAACGAAGUGCGGUCUGGGGACAAGUUUUCCUUCAGUCUUGAUAUUGAGAUCACAGAGAAGAACCCUGACAGCUACCUCUCCGCAGGAGAGAUCCCCCUCCCUAAAUUAUACAUUUCUAUGGCCUUUUUCUUUUUCCUUUCUGGGACCAUCUGGAUUCACAUCCUUCGAAAACGAAGGAAUGACGUAUUUAAAAUUCACUGGUUGAUGGCGGCCCUUCCUUUCACGAAGUCUCUUUCCUUGGUGUUCCACGCGAUCGACUACCACUACAUCUCGUCCCAGGGCUUUCCCAUCGAGGGUUGGGCUGUCGUGUACUACAUCACUCACCUCUUGAAAGGGGCACUCCUGUUCAUCACCAUCGCGCUCAUCGGCACGGGCUGGGCUUUCAUUAAGCACAUCCUUUCUGAUAAAGACAAAAAGAUCUUCAUGAUCGUCAUCCCGCUCCAGGUUCUGGCGAACGUGGCCUACAUCAUCAUAGAGUCCACUGAGGAGGGGACUACGGAGUAUGGCUUGUGGAAGGAUUCUCUGUUUCUGGUAGACCUGCUGUGCUGUGGAGCCAUCCUCUUCCCAGUGGUGUGGUCAAUCAGGCAUUUACAAGAAGCAUCAGCGACAGAUGGAAAAGCUGCUAUUAACUUAGCAAAGCUGAAACUUUUCAGACACUAUUACGUCUUGAUCGUGUGUUACAUAUACUUCACCAGGAUCAUCGCCUUCCUCCUCAAGCUCGCCGUUCCGUUCCAGUGGAAGUGGCUCUACCAGCUCCUGGACGAAAUGGCCACGCUGGUGUUCUUUGUUCUAACGGGCUGUAAAUUCCGUCCGGCUUCAGAUAACCCCUACCUACAGCUUUCUCAGGAGGAUGACCUGGAAAUGGAAUCCGUAGUGACGACAUCAGGGGUGAUGGAGAACAUGAAGAAAGUCAAGAAGGUGACCAACGGCUCGGUGGAACCCCAGGGCGACUGGGAGGGCACCGCGUGACGGAGCAGCCUCGGGGCUGGGACUGUCCAAGAGAACCUCUAAUUUAUUAAUCGUCCUAGUGGUGAGCAGGAGCACUUGGCACCUCCCGACAGUGACACCACAGAGCACGCGGCUGGGAACAAAGUGCCACGGAAACCUAAUUUUUUACUCUCUUUUAUGGAAACUGGAUCUGUGGCUGGUUAUGGGCAGCUAGAAUUCUCCUUCAGGUGGGAAUGGUGGGGAGGGCGUGUAGACAGGAGGAGGAUAAGAGGAAGACUUUGUUUGUAGUUUCUAUUUCUUUCUUUUUCUUAAUUGGGAACUCUCCAGAAAGACGCAGUUGUGCCCCACAGUGUGUGGCUGCAGGGAGAGGAGUGUUGGUGGACGGGGAGGGAGGGCAGCGGCGCGAGGCUGGGGCCAGUCCCGGCUCGGGAAUGAGGCCGCAGGAAAUGAGCAGGGGCUGAGGCAGGAUACAGGGACUUAGAAGAGAGACGGAACUCACCAUGGCAUCUUUGGGGCACAAAAAUGAAUGAAAUUA
Messenger RNA from Lontra canadensis (Northern American river otter), 2284 nucleotides. It is a transcript of the gene GPR107, whose product is annotated as G protein-coupled receptor 107. Gene Ontology annotation, cellular component: membrane; clathrin-coated vesicle; Golgi apparatus. Gene Ontology annotation, biological process: clathrin-dependent endocytosis. Gene Ontology annotation, molecular function: clathrin heavy chain binding. Lineage: Eukaryota; Metazoa; Chordata; Mammalia; Carnivora; Mustelidae. The record is from RefSeq and is a predicted model, not a curated record. Bases 103 to 1770 code for a protein of 555 amino acids. The transcript has 18 exons.